AUGAGCUUUAGAGACGCCUUCCAGUCAUAUAUAGACCAUCCCGAGAAACAUCUGGACCUCGUUUUAUACCAUGAUGAGCAUGUCAUUAUUAUCCGAGAUCUAUUUCCCAAAUCCGUACGCCAUUAUCUAGUGAUCCCCAGAUCUACGGCACUAACUCAUGUACACCCCUUAGAUGUCUUUAAUCGCAAUUACAAGGACUUCACUGGCGAGGAGUUAUAUGAGCUUAUCGGAACAUAUGUGGAAAAGGCCAAAGAGAUGAUAAUAGAAGAUAUAGACAAAUCCUUGGGCAAUCACCCCAAUAACAAGUUGAAGCUAGCUGAAUUCAAGAACAAGUUCAUAAAGUCUGGAAUUCACUCCAUUCCAUCUCUCAGAAACCUUCACAUACAUGUCAUCACACAAGACUUCUUUUCGACACGAAUGAAACACAAGAAGCACUACAAUUCAUUCACUACCAAAUUCUUUGUCGAAUUUGACAAGUUAAAUCCAAAUUACAAUGCUGGCUACUGCAAAUUGAGGAGUGGAACAUCUGACAAGUAUGAUGACUAUGAUUCCGAUUCAGUCCACUCCUCAGAAUCGGAUGAGGACGUUAUGGUAAUAAAGAAUGUUCGUAAUGAAGCUGUGUUAAAUGACAUCAUAAAAAGCACUCCUCUUCAAUGUACAAUAUGUGGUGCUACAUUUGGGAAUAAGUUCCAGAAAUUGAAAGAACACAUGGAAGAGGAAUUCACUAAGAAAUAUAGUAGUUUUGAAGGUUAUGAUGUAAACAAACUAAUCAAAAGUCAAAUAUAA
This is a messenger RNA of Scheffersomyces stipitis CBS 6054, 786 nucleotides long. RefSeq names its product histidine triad superfamily, third branch (gene HNT3). Lineage: Eukaryota; Fungi; Ascomycota; Pichiomycetes; Serinales; Debaryomycetaceae. Gene Ontology annotation, molecular function: DNA 5'-adenosine monophosphate hydrolase activity; double-stranded RNA binding; single-strand break-containing DNA binding. The transcript has a single exon. The coding region runs from base 1 to 786 and encodes 261 amino acids. Gene Ontology annotation, biological process: single strand break repair; double-strand break repair. Gene Ontology annotation, cellular component: nucleus. The record is from RefSeq and is a predicted model, not a curated record.